Messenger RNA from Camponotus floridanus (Florida carpenter ant), 2299 nucleotides. RefSeq names its product multivesicular body subunit 12B (gene Mvb12). Bases 322 to 1311 code for a protein of 329 amino acids. Lineage: Eukaryota; Metazoa; Arthropoda; Insecta; Hymenoptera; Formicidae. The transcript has 8 exons. Gene Ontology annotation, cellular component: ESCRT I complex; cytosol. The record is from RefSeq and is a predicted model, not a curated record. Gene Ontology annotation, biological process: endosome to lysosome transport via multivesicular body sorting pathway; regulation of epidermal growth factor receptor signaling pathway; viral budding.
CGGUCGGGUCGGAGUUCGGCGGCCUCGGCAGCGCUCGGCACGUUUUCGGUUAGUUUCGCAAGGCGCGUCGUCGUCGGACAACGGUGUAGCGUGGGUACUCCGGGGUCGAUUGACGUCAUCUUCCGUUGUCAGCCGCUCCAAAGUGUAUAAUAUGCGCGCCGGUACGAGACAUCGUCGUCGCUUCGUCGUCAGCGCGGAGUGCGCGAUCGUGUGAGGAAGACGAAAAGGACGAAGGAGGAGGAGGAGGAGAGGAAGAGAAGACGUGACGAGGGCUUCAACGUCGCGGCGCGACGUCGCGAGAAGGUAUCCGGGAUCGCAGCAAUGUCAAAGAAGAGCUGCAAGAUGCUGGUUCAUCAAGUGUCGGCUGUGUUGCCAGACGACAGGCCAAUAACUGCCAUUAGCGUUGUCGAAGACGUAGAUAAGUGUCCGCCAAACUUCACAGUGGUGUCGAGAACUUACGACCAGGACACUGACGCCGAUCUGUGGAGAGAAAGCGGUCUGUUCAUCAAGAAGAAGGGCAGAUACAUCUGCUUCUCAAAAACCGAGGGUCCGCCCGGUUGCGUGGUAGAAGAUAUCGUGGUGAUUAAUGAACGAGAUACUCCGCCGGAAGGAUACAAUAUGAUCUCGUAUACCGUGGAUUCGAGGCAAAAAGCCUGGCGGAAGAAACAGGUGUGCUAUAAAAUUAGAAAUAAGAAUUUGUGCGCGAAAGCAGUCACGGAUAUCAUAAUAUGCAGUAGGAUAAUCCACAAGGAUUCCAAAUUGGCUCCCAUUGGAUUCUCCGCCGCCGGUGUUAUAAAUGGUGUUCGCGUGUGCUAUAAAACAGUAGAUAUCAUAAAUGCAAAUUCAGACUCGCAGUCAUAUGUUAAUAUAGACUUACUACAAAGUCCUUCCCCGAAUCCUUCGAACGGAUCUCCUCACAGACCAGCCCCCGAGCGACCUCCGAAACCAAAGUUCUCGCCAAAACCACCAGUCAACGGGAUCUAUCCGCAAAUUGGUGGCGCAACUAAUAAGGACAAUGACGAAUCCGGCGAUCGAGAUUACGAAGUACUAAGUCUUAACGCGAGAAUCAGGCCCACGAGGCCGGCGCCUCAACCGCCCACAUCCGCUCUGCCCGUUGUCGGUUCGACGCCCGUUUACGGCACGCUUCCAGGCUCGUCCGAUCUCGAUGGAGUUCCGUUCGCGCUUAAUCCUCGUCUUAUCGUUAAUCAGUCUGAUUCUGCAAAUAAUAAACUUCCUGUUAUCAAAGUGUGGACACAAAGAGAUUUGGACAGAGAGUUUUUCUACGACUUCCGUGCGGAAAGGGAGACUUGAAGAACGCGACGUUUGUGCCGAAACUAAAACUCUACGAGUUUUCAUGAACGAGCCCUUCCUGCCGUUAUAUUCGUACACGUUUGUAUCCGAUAUAAUAUUAGUCAAACAAGCGCAAAUGGAGUGCCUGAACGAAUGAUUUAUAUACGAACGCGCGAGAGAAUAAAGACCGCACGACGCUUACAAAAUUGGGGAUUGUGUACUGCUCUUAAGAAAGAAUAAGAUAAACUUACUCGAUGUACGCGUUUCUUCUUCUCUCGCCCCACGUUUAAAUUUUGAUACCGGUGAUAGCGUUGUCAUAUUUUUAUAGACUUGCGUUAUAUCUUUCAGAUAGAUAGUAGAGAUUAUAUAUGUAAAAAAAUAUAUGUACACGCGCGCAAAUUUGUAUUAUAAUUAGAGAUUUUUUGCGUAUCGAACAAAGAUAUCGCAUAUCGACGCUUUUAAACUAUUGUGUGCACGAACAAUUGCAUAACUUUAUUGACAGUGGUAAUUUUCACCGCACAUUUAGCGCUGAAUAUAGCGACACAAAAUAUAAAUGUGUGGCGAGAUUACGUACCACGAAAGCUAUUUAAUUUAAUUUUGUCCCGUGUGUUUCAUCUUCUUUAACGUGAUCCAUGUAUACUAUUUUUUAUAUGGAGAAUGUUUGUCCUCUGCAAGUUUUCAUCAAAUUGCAUUUUUUCUUUUAUGUUAAUAAAGUAUCUAUUGCAAUAUUUUUUAUUUAUAUAUUCAUGUUUGUAUUUAUAUAAUUCUAUCUAAAAGUAUAUAUGGUUGUGUAUUGAAGAAAACAUGUCUUCGAUGUCGACGAAACGCGACGUUAGAUCCUGUUCUUCCAAUUAAAAUCUUUCAUCGUUUUAUUCUUCGAUAUUAAAUUCGUACUUUACGAUAAGAUUCCUCUUGAUCAUCACACGUGUAUGCGAAUGUAAUUUAAGAUAGAGAUACUCGUGUAUGUUAAACAAUAGUUUUAAUAAAAGAUGACGUGGUGAGAAGUGAA